Messenger RNA from Echinops telfairi (small Madagascar hedgehog), 993 nucleotides. It is a transcript of the gene GASK1A, whose product is annotated as golgi associated kinase 1A. The coding region runs from base 1 to 927 and encodes 308 amino acids. NCBI's taxonomy places the organism in Eukaryota, Metazoa, Chordata, Mammalia, Afrosoricida, Tenrecidae. The transcript has 6 exons. The record is from RefSeq and is a predicted model, not a curated record. Gene Ontology annotation, cellular component: Golgi apparatus.
AUGGCCAACUGCAAAGGAGGCGGAGAAAGCGCCCUUUCACAGGAUGGGUCCGAGUGGCCGUCACCCGCUUCCCCGCACUGCACCCAGCCGCCAGUCGGGAACCUGCCUUCAUGGAGCUCUGGCGGCCGGCAUUGCGCCCAGGGGCUGUGCGGCCUCAUCAAGAGGCCGGGAGACCUGCCCGAGGUCCUGUCCUUCCACGUGGACCGUGUCCUGGGGCUGCGACGAAGCCUGCCUGCUGUGGCCCGGCGCUUCCACAACCCCCUGCUGCCCUACCGCUACACCGAUGGCCACGCGAGGCCUCUGGUCUGGUGGGCACCAGAUGUGCAGCACCUGGCUGACCCUGAUGACGACCAGAACUCCCUGGCCUUGGGCUGGCUGCAGUACCAGGCCCUGCUGGUGCGUGGCUGCAGCUGGCCAGGCCAGGCCCCAUGUCUGGGCAUCCACCACGCCGAGUGGGCACGCCUGGCACUCUUUGAUUUCCUGCUGCAGGUCUACGACCGCCUGGAUCGCUAUUGCUGUGGCUUUGAGCCCGAGCCCUGGGAGCCCUGCCUGGAAGAGAGGCUGCGGGAGAAGUGCCGGAACCCGGCCGAGCUGCGCCUGGUUCACAUCCUGGUCCGGAGCAGCGCGUCGUCUCAGCUGGUCUACAUUGACAAUGCCGGGAACCUGCAGCGUCCAGAGGACAGGCUGAACUUCCGGCUGCUGGAGGGCAUAGAUGGGUUUCCCGAGACCGCUGUGAAGGUGCUGGCCUCAGGGUGUCUGUCAAGCCUGCUGCUCAAGUCGCUGCGGGCAGACCCCGUGUUCUGGGAGAGCCAAGGCGGGGCCCCAGGCCUGAAGCGGGUUCUGCAGACCCUGGAGCGGCGGGGACAGGUCCUGCUGGCCCACAUCCGGAAGCACAACCUGACGCUGCACCGGGACCAGGACCCCUGAGCGCCCGCUGCGCCGCCGCUGCCCAGCCGCUGAGCCCCCAGCCCUGAUGCCCAUCUUGGAGGAAGA